This is a messenger RNA of Pollicipes pollicipes, 826 nucleotides long. Its product is annotated as SET domain-containing protein SmydA-8. The transcript has 2 exons. NCBI's taxonomy places the organism in Eukaryota, Metazoa, Arthropoda, Thecostraca, Pollicipedomorpha, Pollicipedidae. Bases 242 to 826 code for a protein of 194 amino acids. The record is from RefSeq and is a predicted model, not a curated record.
GCGUCAGUCGCCGCUUUGGCCGGUAGUGGACUGCCUGCAGGACAACGUGGCCAGCCUGGGCCGCACGGCCUGGCUGGGCAGCUGUUUGCAGAACGUGGUGGAGCCGUUGCAGACCGUCUGCGCGCAGGACGUGGCCGUGCGCACGCUGGUCCACAUCGCCGGCGUGCUCGACACCAACUGCUUCGCCGUCUCGGCAGAGGACGGGCUGAGCGGGCGCGCGCUCUACCCGCUCCUCUGCCUGAUGGCGCACGACUGCAGCCCUAACACGAACCGCUUCUACGACGCCGGCGUGAUGACGCUGGUGGCAACGCAGCCGGUGCCGGCGGGCGCACGCGUCACCACCUCCUACACCUCGCUGCUGUGGGGCGGUGAGGCACGCCGCGCCCACUUGGCUGCCACCAAGUUCUUCCUCUGCACCUGCCGCCGCUGCCAGGACCCGAGCGAGUUCGGCACGGACGUGACGGCACUGGCUUGCCGUGGUGGCGAGGGCGCGACCGGGGGCUCGUGCGGCGGCCGCCGUGUCUGCCGCCGCCACGGUGAGGACCUCUGCUGGCGAUGCACCCGCUGCGAGAAGAGCAUGACGGCCGCCGAGGUGCACACGCUGCACCAGGUGUUGGCGCUGACGCUGGGCAGGACGCUGGCGCUGCGGGACGCGGCCAAAGCCGAGGCCUGGCUGGAGGCGCACCAGGGCGUGCUCUCAGGAGAAUCACUACUUCCUGUUGGAGGCGGCGAGGCUCUCGAGCGGGACACUUUGUCACCAGCCACGCUCGCCGCCGACGCCAAUGCGCGCGACACGUGCAUGGCGUGGGCGGCACCGGCGCGCUGA